UUUGUAAUAAUGUGCUGCUUGUGUGUGUGAGAUGAGCGUGAGAUUGCUCUGAAGACACAGAAAAGGAUGGGUGGGACAGAUGGAGAGAGGGGUGUGUCAUGUGAUGUGACAUGACCAAACUGCUCCGACAAGUAGGUCGCUGUGAGUCCGUCUGCUGCCGUUACUGAUAGUGUAACUAAACUCUCCUAGUCUGAGCAGAGACAGACAGAGGUAGUGAUGCAGGACACUGAAGACGGAGAACAUGCACUCAAGUUUGCUUUGUUGAAGUGUUCUUCUUCAGUUUUUGUAUCUUGGUGUUGAGUUUGAUGAUGGAGCCUCAACGGCAGAUAUACAAAAGACCGGACAUCCCGGAUCAUGUGCACUACAUCAUCGCCUUCCUCAUCCUCAUCAUCGGCACUUUGGGUGUCACGGGCAACGCUCUGGUCAUGUUCGCCUUCUACAGUAAUAAAAAGUUGCGGAACCUGCCAAAUUAUUUCAUAAUGAACCUGGCGGUCAGCGAUUUCCUCAUGGCCAUCACACAAUCUCCAAUGUUCUUCAUCAACUGCCUGUAUAAGGAAUGGAUGUUUGGGGAACUUGGAUGUAAAAUAUAUGCAUUCUGUGGCGCACUGUUUGGCAUCACCUCGAUGAUAAACCUGUUGGCCAUCUGUAUCGAUCGCUACCUGGUCAUCACCAAACCGCUGCAGACCAUCCAGCGGAACUCCAAACGCAGAACAUCUCUGGCCAUCCUGUGCAUCUGGCUCUACUCUCUGGCCUGGAGUCUGGCACCUCUGAUUGGCUGGAGUUCCUACAUCCCUGAAGGUCUGAUGACAUCAUGCACGUGGGAUUACGUCUCGCCGUCUCCCGCCAACAGGAGUUACACCAUGAUGCUGUGCUGUUUCGUCUUCUUCAUCCCCCUGGCCAUGAUUCUCUUCUGCUACCUGUUCAUGUUCCUCUCCGUACGACAGGCCAGCAGAGAUCUAGAAAGGCUGAGCACUCAGAAGUCCAGCUUUGUGAAGCACCAGUCCAUGAGGAGUGAAUGGAAACUGGCUAAAAUAGCGGCUGUGGUCAUAGUCGUGUACGUUUUGUCCUGGGCUCCGUACGCAUGCGUCACCCUCAUAGCCUGGGCAGGGCAUGCAAACAUCCUCACGCCCUACUCUAAAACUCUGCCGGCGGUCAUCGCCAAGUCAUCGGCCAUCUACAACCCUUUCAUAUAUGCCAUAAUUCACACCAAAUAUAGAGCCACAUUAGCUGAGAAGGUACCAGGUUUGUCCUGCCUGUCUCGCUCUCAGAAGGACUGUCUCUCCUCCUCCACCAACAGUGAUGCCUCCAGUGUCAGCAGACAGUCAUCCGUCUUCAAGAACAAACUGCACUCUGCCAACGACUCCCCUGCUAUGGUAAUGGGAGAAGUGGAGCUGGACCUGAUGGAGAACAGGUCGAACGUGUCUAAAGUGUCAUUUAGAGGCUUCUCUAGACGGCGGAUCCUCAAAUGCUCCUCACUGCUGAUAGAGAAGCCUCCGGUACAGAUGAGAGAGUCGCUCAGUCUAUGCGAGCAAGAUCUCGUGUCCGGUUCCCUCGCCAUGGCAAGCGCACCGAUGGUCAUUUACACUAAAAAGAGCAGGAGUGCUGAAUUGACCUCUGACCUUCCAUUUAACCCUAACAACGACUCCGUGACCCACAGCUCCUCAUACACUCCCACAAUCAUCAUUAGUCCAGCCUCAGAGAGCAACUUGAGAGAAGAUACAGUUGGAGAAGAAAAGUCUGGAUCUCAGGACUCAAGGAACUUAAUGUUCAACCUCACAAACAUAAACUGUCCAGCAGAGUUAAUGGAGAGUAUGGAGCGAUUUCUCACAUGAAAUGACCAGCACUGAUCUGAGACUGUUAAACUAGAUGUGCACAGCAUGAAGGAAACAGCAGUGCUUGCAAAUUAAUAACGUUAACGUUUUCAGUUCAGUGUAAAUGAGAGGUGAAAUUGGAGGUGCUUUUUUGUGUACAACAAUCAAACAUUAUUUGUUUUUAUUGAAAAUUUACAAUUUUUGUCAAGUUUGUUUUGAUUAAAAAUCAUAUAUUUGUACUUUCCACAUGAACUUUCCCAUUGUCCAUGCAUAGUGACAAACAGGUUUUUAAGAAAGUGGUGUGGGAGAAAAUAAAAUCUGUGUUUUUCUUUUUGUUUUGUCGUCUAAAAUAUUUAGUAUGUGUGAUUUUUAAGGUACACUGUGUAACUUUUGGCCAUCUAGUGGUUAAAAAACAAAACUGCUAGCAUUUUGCGGAAGAAUAUUGUUUCGGUUGUACUUUGGCUCGGAGUGACUGUGGAUGAAUAUGGUUCUUUCACAUAUCUAAAAAAAAAGGAAGAUUAUCCUACUGCUCAUAAAACAUUCACUAGGCUUAAGAGAUAUAACCAGUUCAGAUGGAAAGGAUCUCAAGCUGACACAUUAAUGGACACACUUCCUUGAAAAUAAAUUCCAGUACAGCGCUACAACAACCAUCAUGAAAUUACCUUUCACAAUAAAUACUGCUUUACAAUGAACUCGUUACAUAUGGUAAUUUAUCUGUUCAAUAAAAUACCUUACUCACCUGGUGAGUAAUAAAAAUGCCAUCUCCAUGUUGCUUUUACAACAUUUCAAAUCCCUCAGUUCUCGCCAUAUCUGAAACGCCAGGCAAAAUGUUGAUUGUUAUUUCGAGCUCUGUCACAUUCUCUUUUUGCCAGCAUACUCUCCUCUGUUCAGCUUCUUCUUUUUUUAAAUUGGUGAUUCCCUGAGGUUCGAGAUUUUGCACUUAAUAUCAACUUUUCUUGCUAGUUGUUGUGACAACUAGCCUAUGGCAAUCCCACACCAUACACGCGUCAAAGGCCCUGUCCCAAAUGGCACACUUCUAUGCACUUUCGGUCUUGAGGACUUACAAUUGCUGCCGCGUGCACGUGUCCGUUAAGUCCACGAGACCGUAGGGUGUCCCGUUUGUCAAUUUUAGGCUUCAAGAGUGCUCGUGAGCGCCCUCGAUGCACAGAUUGCAGACUUUUGCUGAGUCCGCACUAGUGCGAGCUCCGUGGCAGACUUCUUCCCGACAGUCAAAGCAGCAUUACGUCACGAAAGUGCGGACUCAGAGGAAGACCGUGAGUGUUUAGGGUGCCAUUUGGGACAGGGCCAAUGAAGGCGGUGCAACUUUUCUCUAUUUAUGGAUAUGACAAGACAUGGACAUGCGAGUGACAUAUGUACGUAAUUUCCCGCAAAAAAACAUCCCUAAAAUAUAAACACUUACAACAGGCUUACCAUAGUGAAUCAAGAUGAGACAAAAACACGUUUUGGAAGAGAGAUUGACUAUGUGCUUUAUAUUCAAUACAUUUUUAAAUAAAAGCUAUAAAAACUGAAUUUAAUAACCAAAAAGUAGACUGUAUUUGUUUAAUCAGCUUUUAUCU
Molecule: messenger RNA, 3388 nt
Organism: Megalobrama amblycephala (Wuchang bream)
Lineage: Eukaryota; Metazoa; Chordata; Actinopteri; Cypriniformes; Xenocyprididae
Gene: opn4xb
Product: opsin 4xb
Exons: 9
Coding region: 306-1832 (508 amino acids)
Biological process (GO): visual perception; G protein-coupled receptor signaling pathway
Cellular component (GO): membrane
Molecular function (GO): G protein-coupled receptor activity
Source: RefSeq, a predicted model, not a curated record